GAGGCCGGAGCGCUGUGCAGGGCCGGGGAAGGAAAGGAAACUACAAAAUAUUUGUGGCCUAGAUCUAAAGCAGGAGCCCAGAUGAACUUAGAAGAUAGCAUGGGAUUCUUAGUUUUUCAAGAUCCAUACACACCAAAUCUUUAAUCACUACAACUCCUCCAGGCUUUCUCUGAUUUUGUGAAGACUUAGCCAAACUCUGAUGAUGGAAAAGCAAAGGACUUAAUCGCUUGCUUUGAUAUCAUCUAAUGUCGACAGAAAAGUGAACCAGACAGUAGUAUAGCCAUGGAAAGAAAUUCAAGUUUAUGGAAGAACCUAAUAGAUGAACACCCAGUCUGCACAAGCUGGAAGCAUGAGGCUGAAGGAGCCAUUUAUCAUCUUGCCAGUAUUUUAUUUGUAGUAGGUUUCAUGGGUGGCAGUGGAUUCUUCGGACUCCUUUAUGUCUUCAGUUUGCUGGGGUUGGGUUUUCUCUGCUCUGCUGUCUGGGCUUGGGUCGAUGUCUGUGCAGCCGACAUAUUUUCCUGGAAUUUUAUACUGUUUGUUAUCUGCUUCAUGCAGUUUGUUCAUAUUGCAUAUCAAGUGCGCAGCAUAACCUUUGCCCGAGAAUUUCAGCUGUUGUACAGCUCCCUUUUCCAGCCUCUGGGGACCUCUUUGCCUGUCUUCAGAACAAUUGCUCUGAGCUCUGAAGUGGUUACUUUGGAAAAGGAACAUUGUUAUGCCAUGCAGGGGAAAACUUCCAUUGAUAAACUCUCUCUGCUUGUUUCAGGAAGGAUCAGAGUGACAGUUGAUGGCGAAUUUCUGCAUUACAUUUUCCCCUUCCAGUUCCUGGAUUCUCCUGAAUGGGACUCGCUGAGACCCACAGAGGAAGGCAUUUUCCAGGUAACCCUCACAGCAGAAACUGAUUGUAGAUAUGUGUCUUGGAGAAGAAAGAAAUUAUAUUUGCUCUUCGCUCAGCAUCGUUACAUCUCCCGCCUGUUUUCAGUUUUAAUUGGCAGUGACAUUGCAGAUAAACUCUAUGCCUUGAAUGAUAGGGUGUAUAUAGGAAAAAGAUACCACUACGAUAUCCGGUUACCCAACUUCUACCAACUUUCAAGUCCAGAAAUGCCCAGAUCACCUCUGAUAGAACAUUUUCGGAAUUCCAGACAAUAUUGUGACAAAUGACAUCAAAGUCUGAAGUUUUAUAAUUAUAAAAAAGACACUCUUCAUCAUUCCCCAAAUGAAAUAGCAAAAUAGAGAAAAUUGAGCUCACUGAUAUUUUUAUAAAUCCAAGUCAGAGGCAAGUUGCCAUUGCCAGCUGUUUUAUUCAUCUCAACUUCUGCAUUGUGAAUAAAUUUUACCAAUUUUUCUGUAUUUCUUAUUGGAAUAAAUGGGGCGGGGAGGAAUAACUAUGAGCAGUUUGUUCUUUUUCUGCAUCAGAACUGGGAGAAUGAAAUCUUGCAUUCUCAAGUAUUUCCUUAGAUUUAUUCAAAUCUUUCGUCUUGCCCUAUUGCGUUAGGCGUUGCUUCUCUAGAAGCAGCCAGUAAGUGCUCUCAGCAGGAGAGUGGAUUGCUACCAUCCACAUCAGUGUUUCCAGCAUUCACUUUUUGCUACAACCUCUGACGAAAGCAAGAUGUACUCUUAUGGUGGGAAGCAAUUAUUUAUUUUAAAUGUGAAGUUAUUUAAUCUGACUAUAAAGUAGAAUAAAUGCGAGAGACAAUAA
Pteropus alecto (black flying fox) is the source of this 1696-nucleotide messenger RNA. RefSeq names its product popeye domain containing 3 (gene POPDC3). The transcript is spliced from 4 exons. Gene Ontology annotation, molecular function: cAMP binding. The record is from RefSeq and is a predicted model, not a curated record. Lineage: Eukaryota; Metazoa; Chordata; Mammalia; Chiroptera; Pteropodidae. Gene Ontology annotation, cellular component: sarcolemma. Bases 283 to 1158 code for a protein of 291 amino acids.